Molecule: messenger RNA, 2600 nt
Organism: Erigeron canadensis
Lineage: Eukaryota; Viridiplantae; Streptophyta; Magnoliopsida; Asterales; Asteraceae
Product: protein SQS1-like
Exons: 8
Coding region: 134-2464 (776 amino acids)
Molecular function (GO): nucleic acid binding
Source: RefSeq, a predicted model, not a curated record
AAUAUUAACUGAGAUCCAUUGAAAGGAAAAAGAGACGAUUUGAAGCAAAGUUUUGCCGAAUCCUCAAUCAAUCAAAUCAAAACCAUCAACAAACAAAAGAAGAAUCACCAGAAGUUGCAUACAUUGAUUGUAAAUGGCCGGAGGUGGUAAUAACAAGAAUAAAAGAUUUCUGAAUAAAACAAAAUCUCGACAAAAACCUAAGAAAGCAUCAUCAACAACAUCUUUGUUUGUAGAAGGUGGUUUGUUAUCCGAUUGGUCUCCCCUUACAACUGGAAAAACUAAUAGCAAUUCAAAGAGUAGUUAUGAUGGGAAUAAGAAGAAGAAUAUGAUGAAUAAAUCAACAAGAUUUGAGAUGGGCACUACUUCUACUUCUGCUCCUCCUAAAUCUAAAUCUUCGAAUUCCAAAAUCAUUGAUUCUCACAAACCAAAAAACAAUGUUUUUGCUUACACUUAUCAGGGGAGUCCAUUUGUAGAUGAAGGUGGCUCUGAACAUAGUAAGUGGAAUGAAUCGAAUCCUAUUAAAUUGCUUGAUUCCAAGAAAUCGAAUAUAAUUGCGUACAUGGAUGAGACACCAGCUACUGAUGCUAUUAAUGUCAAGUAUACUUACGAGUAUGGUGCAACUUUUGAGGCAGACGAUACUCCCCAUAUGGGAUUAGGGUUUCAUAAUGUAGCCGAAGAACAACCUAUUGUUGGUGACAUCACAACUCCAGUUAUUGAAAGGGAAGAAUGUUCCCGAUUUGAUUCCACAAGCUCACAUGAAAUGGAAACUGAUAUGAUGGAUGAUGAUGAUGAUGAUGAUGAUGAUGAAGAUGCAGCGGAUGUUGAUGCUUCAGCAUCGCCAUUGACAAAUUCGGGGUUCUUGUCAAUUGGUGGCAUGAAGUUGUACACCCACGAUAUUUCUUGUGAUGAUGAUGAUGAUGAUGAUGAUGAUGAUGAUGAUGUUGAUGAUGAUGGUCGAGACAAUCAUGAAGAAAUCUUAGACUCGUCAGCAUAUGAAUUUUCUUCUGACUCAUCUGAUAGUGAUGGAGCGUAUAAUAGUUUUUCUGAUCUAGACGAUGAGAUUGCAAAAGAUUACUUUGAAGGGAUCGGGGGGACUUACAAAGUUGCAAAUGUUGAUGGAUUAAUAGGACAAGUUCUUGAUAGCUCUGAUGACGAUGAUGAUGUAAAUGCUGGCCGAUUUAAUGAAAUGUUAAAGGGCGUAAGUGGCAUUGCACUCCAGGAAGCAUCAAGGAAAUAUGGCAAGAAGAAACCUCGCUCGAAUAACAAAAAACGAGCAGCGACUACUAAACAUGGAACUGUUACAGAUGAUUGGUCUGCUCUAGAUGAGCUCAUGUUUGUAAAGAAUGCAAGAUUUUUGUGUGGGAAGAAAAAGCAUGCUGCAAAGCUUCCCCAGUCGUGGCCAUCCAAAGCUGAAAAGAGUAAAAAUUUCAAAACAUUUUCAGGUGAGAAGAAGAAACUCCGCCAAGAUAAGAUUACUUGUAAGCGUAAGGAGAGGAUGAUAAGUCGUGGUGUUGAUCUUGAGAAAAUAAAUCACAAGCUAGAGCAGAUGGUGAAGAACAAGGCUGAUAUGAUAUCCUUCCAACUUAUGCAUUCUCGUGAUUGUUCCCAGGUUCAAAGGCUAGCAGCAAUUUAUCGUCUGCGCAGUGGCAGUCAAGGCUCAGGCAAAAAGAGGUUUGUAACAGUCACACGUACACAACACACGGGUAUGCCUUCUCCGAGUGAAAGAGUUCGCAUUGAAAAGUUGUUGAGAGUUAAUAAUAUUGAAGCUAAUGAUACGAUAAUGGGCAUGACACCUUCAAGUGGAACCAAGAAAGCUGGUUUAGACCCACUGGAUUCAAAAUCUACAAAAAUUAAAACAUCCGGGGAAUCAAGUAAGAAAAAAAGGAGAGACAAAGAUAAAACUGGCUCGUAUGCCGCACAACCUGUUUCGUUUAUCUCGAGUGGUAACAUGGUAACUGAGCCUGCAAUGACAAAUAUGGCUGACCAGAUUUUAAGCAACGACAAACCCGUUGCUAACUCACCAGGUUAUGGUGCCUUUGAGAUGCACACAACUGGUUUUGGCUCAAGAAUGAUGGCAAAAAUGGGAUAUGUUGAUGGAAGUGGAUUGGGCAAAGAUGGCAGAGGAAUAGCAGAACCAAUUGAAGCAAUCCAACGACCCAAGUCACUCGGGUUAGGAGCAAAGGUUCCCGAAACAAGCAAAGCAUCAGAACCUAUGUAUGCAACCCCACCACCACAGAGACAAAAUUGGGCUGUUGGCCAAGGAUCAAGGAGUGAUAGUAGGGGCAAGUCUGUAAAUGUGCAGAUUGGGUCUUUUGAAAAGCACACUAAAGGGUUCGGGUCUAAGAUGAUGACAAAAAUGGGAUUCGUUGAAGGAAUGGGUCUUGGGCGAGACUCACAGGGCAUAGUGCAGCCACUGGUUGCUAACAGGCUUCCGAAAUCCAGAGGCUUGGGUGCCAAAGGAUAGUUAUGUUGCUUGUUUCUAUUACAUGUAAAUUUUAAAUGACUGCAAAAAUGAUAUGAUUUGGUUAAGGUUCGAACUAAAAUUGUAAGCAUGCUGUAAUUCUUUUUAGCCAAAAAAUGAAACUAAUUUGUUUUGAAAA